AUGAAUCUAAACGACAGGUUGAUAUUCGAUUGGGUUAGCGAUGGGGUUGUUGGUGACCCUCGUAAUGGUAAGGAUGUUCUAUUUGUGGCCAAGGAAUUGACUGACUCAUACAAAUCAGGCAUCACACUGGCAGGCACCAUUAAGCUGCUCUUCGACCAAGGUGCCAUCGCGAUUGUGCCUAUGCCCGGCAUCAUGCAAAGUCCAACUAAAUGGAGGUGUGUUGUCUUGGACGAAUCAAAGAACGAGAACGUCAUCUGUGCCUCCAGCUCGGGUGGAUUCUAUAUGAAACUGAAAGAUAUUGACGAUAUGCCACUGACGUUCCUUUCCGACAAUCGUCCUCGACCGCGGUAUUUGUACUUCUGUUUCAUGCUUGCGUACCUGAAUGCAAAGGGCCGAGGUGCUAGUGACGCUGUUGCGAAAAAGGUUGAAGCCACGCGUUUUUGGCCAUGCACCGGCGAGUACCUUAAUGGGUCAACCCUGGUUACAUUAGCCCGUAGUGUGUUGGGGUCGGAACUCCCUGAAUACCUUGUUCAAGGAAAGACUUUUGACUCCGGUGAUACCUCCACUCGCGACGCUGAUGCUGGAACUGUGCUUGGAGCUGAUGUCCGUGACGCAAUUCUUGCUAUGAACAGUCUCUAA
This is a messenger RNA of Penicillium bovifimosum, 639 nucleotides long. RefSeq lists its product as uncharacterized. NCBI's taxonomy places the organism in Eukaryota, Fungi, Ascomycota, Eurotiomycetes, Eurotiales, Aspergillaceae. The transcript is spliced from 3 exons. The record is from RefSeq and is a predicted model, not a curated record. The coding region runs from base 1 to 639 and encodes 212 amino acids.